AUGAAUGGAUUCCUUGUUUUCGGUUUGAGAAUCCGAGUAUCAGAGGAGGGUGCAGGAGACAUUGUCUCAAUCAUGAUUGGCAAUCUGAAAGGCACCAAAAUAUUGCAGUCUAUUCAAAGAGGCAUACAGGUAACCAUGGUCAUCGAAGUAGGGAAAAAACACGGCCCCUGGAUGAAUCAUUAUUCGAUCUUCUUUGUCUCUGUGUCCUUCUUCAUCGUGACGGCUGCAACCGUGGGCUACUUUAUCUUCUAUUCGGCUCGAAGACUCAGGAAUGCCAGGGCUCAAAACCGGAAACAGAGACAACUGAAAGCUGAUGCCAAAAGAGCUAUUGGGAAGCUUCAGCUGCGGGCUCUGAAACAUGGAGACAAGGAAACUGGACCUGAUGGAGACAGCUGUGCCGUGUGCAUUGAAAUAUUUAGACCAAAUGACAUCGUGCGCAUAUUAACAUGCAACCAUCUUUUCCACAAGACCUGUAUUGACCCUUGGCUCUUGGAACACCGGACUUGCCCUAUGUGCAAAUGCGAUAUCCUCAAAGCUUUGGGGGUCGAGGCUGAUGUUGAAGCGGGAACCGUGUCGUUCCAAACCGCUGGAUCGAACCCUAACAUCAACGGAUCACCAGAAUCUUAUUCCCCUCGUGAGGAGGAUAGCCACAGCGAGACAGCCUCUUCUGGGUAUGCUUCGGUCCAAGGUGCAGACGAGCCACCCCUGGAGGAGCGUGCUCAGUCCCAGAGCAAAUGUUUCAUGGUACCCUCACGAUGUGAGGAGAAAUCGAGGAAGGCCUCCGGCACGGGUGGACUCUCCUGUGGAGAUCUUUUGGGAGAACCUGGACGGAGUCUCUCAGGAUGGGCAGAUGAUCAUCUGCGUCUAGUCAACCACGACGCAAGUUCUGUGGCAGUGGAUGUCCUUCCCCAGCUUGACAACCCCGCAUUUGAAGCAGACGAGCCUUCCGUUCUUGAGGCUCCCAUCCAUCCAAUUAAGUCCUGAAAUGUGUACCAGUGGAAAAUUCGAACCUUUGGUUAAAGAUAGAAUUGCCAACCAGAGUACAUUUUGCUAUUAAAUGACCUGGUUUAACAUAGCAGCAGGGAUACUGGAAAUGUUAAGAUUAUUUAAUAGAUCACGCUUAAAUGGCUCAUCAUAUUUAACCUAUUAAACUAUCUCAUUUUCCACCAGCUCAUGUUAACACUAUUCAUAGGUAAGAUUCCUCUCAACAGUUUGUGAUGGAGACUUUCAGUGUUCAGGAGAGCUUUUCAAAGAAUUGUUUUUGCAUUAGCAACAACUUCUUAGGAAAAUGUUGGCGUUUAAAUAUGGAGCAGCCAAAAUUACAUAGCUUACGGUAGCCCCUUGCUUUAAUUAAAAAAAAAUCUGUCGGAGACUAUAAAGACAUCAGUUUUUCUCCAAAUGGUCCUAUUGAUCUGAUCUUAAAAUCAAUGCAAGCAUUAGAUAAAUAACUGUUUAAUGAAACGCCUGCUUUAACCACAUUAAAUUCAUAGCCACAUAAAUUGAUUAACUUUCAAAUUCAAGUUCAAUCCCCAUUUAGUAAUUUCUGGUUCUCAAAAGCAGGUUAAACAGAAAUUCACGAGUGAAAUAUCUGUUAUCAGACACAGAUAAAUUCACUGAGAGAAUCUGGCAUAUUAUUUUCUAGUCAAAAUUUUACUAAAAGAAAAGACCCCUUAGGGAAAAAAUCAGAUCCAGUUCCACGAGCAUUCAAUUCACAUGCUGUGUACCCAUCCUAAACUUGACUUAUGAGAUUUUUUAAAAGCACACUAUAUAAAUUGGCACAAAAUUUUAAAUAUCAGUGUAGAAGAGUAUGAUGAUCCAGCUGAUAUAUUAAUUUUAGUCUACAAGAAUGAAUCUACAAAAUGGCUUGUGUAGAGAGUGGUUCUCAGAAGUGGUGACAUUCAAUUUGACUUCACUGUGUUGAAAUUGUGAGAUUGAAACCGAAAUUCUUAAAUGUAGCUACACGCUCGUUAGAUAGAUUUUUUUGGAGUUUGAGGGAGAAAGGAGAGGACGCCAGGUGCCUUAAUAUAAAGUUUGCUUCAUCCACCAAAGCUAACUAGUGAGACUUUAAAAUGCACUUUAUUUUUAUUCUCUGUGGCUUAACUUUUACUUUAGAAUGUUUCGCUUGUUUUUUUUAACCCCAGUACUGACGCUUGCAGAAUUUCACCAACUAACGUAUUUUGUUCGACGUAUUUGAUAUGAAUGAAAUCAUCACAUUCUAACUUGAUAUUGUGAUUGAAGUACUGUAAAUACGUUCAUGAUUUGUAUUGACUUUCUUGGAAACCAAUGUAAAUAAGAUAAUAAAAGUCAUAGCAUAUUAA
Molecule: messenger RNA, 2318 nt
Organism: Trichosurus vulpecula (common brushtail)
Lineage: Eukaryota; Metazoa; Chordata; Mammalia; Diprotodontia; Phalangeridae
Gene: RNF128
Product: ring finger protein 128
Exons: 8
Coding region: 1-984 (327 amino acids)
Source: RefSeq, a predicted model, not a curated record